Molecule: messenger RNA, 1610 nt
Organism: Carassius auratus (goldfish)
Lineage: Eukaryota; Metazoa; Chordata; Actinopteri; Cypriniformes; Cyprinidae
Product: alpha-N-acetylgalactosaminide alpha-2,6-sialyltransferase 6-like
Exons: 6
Coding region: 164-1090 (308 amino acids)
Biological process (GO): ganglioside biosynthetic process; oligosaccharide metabolic process
Molecular function (GO): alpha-N-acetylgalactosaminide alpha-2,6-sialyltransferase activity
Source: RefSeq, a predicted model, not a curated record
CUCGCUUCUCCGGCGGAUAUCAUUAUUGAGGCGGGGAAGGGAUUGAUGAUGAUGAUGUUGAUGUUGAUGAUGAUGCUGCUGCUAAGUGGAUUCAACAACGUCCAGAAUAAAGCCCUGACGCAUCGGCAUGAGCAUUGAACCCUGAUAGAAGAGGAGCAGGAGAAUGAGACAGCGCUUUGUAGAUAAACAAUGGCAGCAGGGGCAUCGGAUGGUGAUUUACGGGGCGGUCUUCCUCAUCAUGACCCUCCUCAUCCUCUACAGCUCCAACAGCUCAGCUGAUCUUUACAGCCCCUUUAAAGUCAACGAGUUUCACCACGCCGUCAAACACACCAACCUCAAGAAAUGGGCCGGGAAGGAGGGAUACAUUCCUGUUUACGGCAACAAGAGCAUGAAGCUGCACUGCCAUCAGUGUGCGUUAGUGACCAGCUCCAGUCACGUGUUGGGGACUCACGCCGGAGACGAGAUCGACCGCACAGAGUGCAUCAUCCGCAUGAACGACGCCCCAACCUCCGGCUACGAAUCAGACGUGGGGAACCGGACCAGCGUGCGCGUCGUGGCUCAUUCCAGCGUCUUCCGGGUGGUUCGCAAACCUGCCGAGUUCCUCAAUCGCUCAGAGAGUCCUGCCAUCAUAUUCUGGGGCCCGUCGACGAAGAUCGGCCGCGAGGCGAAGGGAACGCUGUACCGUCUGAUCCAGAGAGUCAGCAUGACCUACAGUAACCUGUCCUUCUUCCUCAUCUCUCCCAGCAAAAUGCAGAGGUUCGACACGCUCUUUCAGAAAGAGACCGGCCGAGACAGAAAAAAGUCUCAGUCCUGGUUAAGCACAGGCUGGUUUACCAUGGUCAUAGCCAUAGAGAUGUGUGACAACAUAAAGGUUUAUGGGAUGGUGCCGCCAAAUCAUUGUGGGAAGCGUCCUCAGCCCAAACGGAUGCCCUAUCACUAUUACAAACCAAGAGGUCAGGAUGAGUGUGUGAUGUACCUCCAGAACGAGAGGGGGCGCCGCGGAUCACACCACCGCUUCAUCACUGAGAAACAGGUGUUUGCACGCUGGGCCAAGCAGUACAACAUCAGCUACAGCCACCCGACCUGGUGAGAGACACGUAAUGUACCUCUGUGACCUUCUGAUCCAAGAUGGCUACCACUUCAAAUCGCCUGCUGGUUUCUCUUUGAUCUGGACCAGUGGUUGAGCCAAAAUGGAGGCCAUGCAGGGAUCCAGGAAGUGGACAAUCUUAGUUUUUCUUAGGAACACAUGAUGGAACGUUUAUUGUCUUAAGCAUGACAGUUACGUACUACGGCCGUGAAGUUUUCCUAAGCCUUCUUUUACACAGUUUUUCACCCACAAUCGGUCAUUUCUCAGAGAAUGCAGGCCUUUUGGAUGGAGAAUGAAAGAGGAAUCCUUUAUGUCAGUUGCCAAAUGGGAGAUUCAUUCACAUCUUGUGGUACAAUCAACACAUCUGAAUGUUAGUCACGUGAAACUACCAGGGAAUAGGAAGGAGAAUUUAUCAACUUUACAAGAUUAAGAGUAUAUUUUAUUGUGUACAUAAGAAUGUCAGUUGUUAUUCCAAAAAAAAAAAAAAAAAAAUUUGUACAAGUUUAUAUGGUUUUAAAAUGCC